GCACAAACACACCGCACAUUACAUGCCAGCGGGCACAGCCCCGACCUCCCCCCGCCUCUGGCCCUUCAGCCCUCUGUAACGCCAAGCCACGGCGCCCCACUAUUCCCAAUGGGUGGUUCCUGAGGUUCUUCCUUUUGUCUUUUUUCUCCACAUAGCACUCAUCCUUUCCAUUAAUUCCUUGACCACAGCAUUCAUUCGUCAUGGCCAUCGCUAAUCUUUUCGGACUCUCAACGCCUAUCGACAUUGAUAUCCACCUCAACGGACAGGAGGAGCGGAAGCUGAUCGAGGCCAAGGUGGACAAGGAUAGGAAGGAGAAGUUCCCGUUGUACUUUGAUGGAGAGACCGUUGCAGGAAAGAUCAAUAUCCGAGUCAGAGAUGGCAAGAAGGUCGAGCACAACGGAAUCAAGGUCGAGUUUGUCGGAAGCAUAGAUUUGUUUUACGACCGCGGGAACCAUUACGAGUUCAGGACGAUGCAACAGGAACUGGCUAUGCCGGGGGAACUGCGGAGCAACACUACACUGGAUUUCGAAUUCAAAAACGUGGAGAAGCAAUAUGAGAGCUAUCAUGGCAUCAACGUCAAACUGAGAUACUUUGUGCGGGUGACGAUUCAACGCCGAUUGGGAAAUGUAGUCAAGGAACAGGAUCUUUGGGUGCACUCGUAUGUGAUGCCCGCGGACGGGAAUAACUCGAUCAAGAUGGAAGUCGGUAUCGAGGAUUGUCUUCAUAUCGAGUUUGAGUACAACAAGUCCAGGUACCAUCUGAAGGACGUGAUUGUGGGCAAGAUUUACUUCUUGUUGGUGCGGAUCAAGAUCAAACAUAUGGAGCUGUCGAUUAUCCGAAGGGAGACCACGGGGGCACCACCGAACCAGUACAACGAGAGCGAGACAAUCACGAAGUUUGAGAUAAUGGAUGGUGCGCCCGUUCGUGGAGAGACCAUCCCAAUCCGGUUGUUCUUGAGCGGAUUUGAGCUUACGCCGACCUUCCGUGAUGUCAACAUGAAGUUCUCGGCUCGCUACUAUUUAAACCUGGUUCUUAUUGACGAAGAGAAUCGCCGGUAUUUCAAACAGCAGGAGAUCACUAUCUUCCGUCGACAAGGUAAACGAAAGACCAAACGCCUUUGAGAGUAGCAUGCCCAUUUUCUUGAAAGGUGUGAUGGAAGAUGUUCUCUAAUCUGUCUAUGCUUGCUGUGUUCAUACAAUUUUUUUUUCCUUCCUUUGGCAAUAGUUGAUGAUGAGGUUGUGGAUGGGCCAGCGCAGAUCCAGGCGGUGUAAAAGGAUACAUAGUAGAUUUUUUACUUGGACCCAUGUAAUAAAAGUACUGGUAAUUUGUGCAGGGAAAAGAAGUGUACGCACGAGUCAGGGGUGCACUAAGGCUGGUCUGGCACAUGCAAAAACUCCCACG
Molecule: messenger RNA, 1401 nt
Organism: Gamsiella multidivaricata
Lineage: Eukaryota; Fungi; Mortierellomycota; Mortierellomycetes; Mortierellales; Mortierellaceae
Product: putative PEP8-vacuolar protein sorting/targeting protein
Exons: 7
Coding region: 201-1121 (306 amino acids)
Biological process (GO): retrograde transport, endosome to Golgi; intracellular protein transport
Cellular component (GO): endosome; retromer complex
Source: RefSeq, a predicted model, not a curated record